AUGGAAUACAGGGGAUGUGCAUGGUAUAAAGACCUCAUCUUAGCACUUGUCUCGAUCACAACAAUGUUCAUCCCCCUUUCAUCUACCACCCCCGAAGGUCUUCCCGCCAAUCACCUUUCCUUAUCAUCGCCAAGCUCACUGAACACCAUCACAAUUUCGUUACCUUCAUCGUAUCGAACAGCUCGACAGAAUGGGCGUCAUAUUCUCUAUGCUCGACUGCCUGGUCCCUACCAAGCGCACACGUGCAUCUGCUCAAGCCAGCACGCCUCCUACCUCGUCCCCGCAAGUCUCGGAGCUCCUUACCAUACUGCUCACCACUCCGACCGUCCCCGAGAUACAGAAAUCCACCAGCGAGCUCAUCCACCCAACUGGCUGGACCGAUUACCUCGCCCGCGGCCUCCUCUCGGGCCUCGUCAACGCGAUCGAGCAACACGCCUCAAUGGCCCAAGCAGCCACCGAGGCUCUGCGACGCGCCUCCGAGGAAGCCUUCGAGUUCGCACAAGAACACCCCGUGUACACUACCAUCCUGGCUCUGGGAGUGUUGGUGGCCCUCAUGCCGUGGGUGCUAGAGGUGCUCGGGUUCGCCGAGUUGGGCCCGGUGGAAGGGUCAUUUGCGGCGUGGUGGCAAAGUCGGUAUGCGGGAUAUGUGCCGAAAGGGUCUCUUUUUGGUUUCUUUCAGAGACUGGGGAUGGUCUGGCAUUGAUAUCUGAAGCUAGAAAUCUGUGAAUGAGUGGCGAGGGAGCGAUUUAGGACGUUGAGAGUGAUUGAUCGAUGAUGGUUGUAUGCUGGGUUCCCAUAAUCCAAGAAGACAAUGUUCAUACCGGCUGUGCUUCGCACGGAGAAUAGUACACCGGUCGGCUCUUGCGGGUAGUGCCUGCGGUGGUCUGAGAAUAGGCUGCAUGAAUCUGCAAGAGGAACAGGUACUAUUUACACUAGAUCA
Aspergillus brunneoviolaceus CBS 621.78 is the source of this 940-nucleotide messenger RNA. Its product is annotated as interferon alpha-inducible IFI6/IFI27 family protein. The record is from RefSeq and is a predicted model, not a curated record. The transcript has a single exon. Gene Ontology annotation, cellular component: membrane. Bases 191 to 703 code for a protein of 170 amino acids. NCBI's taxonomy places the organism in Eukaryota, Fungi, Ascomycota, Eurotiomycetes, Eurotiales, Aspergillaceae.